Messenger RNA from Histoplasma mississippiense, 171 nucleotides. Its product is annotated as 40S ribosomal protein S29. Gene Ontology annotation, molecular function: zinc ion binding; structural constituent of ribosome. The coding region runs from base 1 to 171 and encodes 56 amino acids. Gene Ontology annotation, cellular component: cytosolic small ribosomal subunit; ribosome. Lineage: Eukaryota; Fungi; Ascomycota; Eurotiomycetes; Onygenales; Ajellomycetaceae. The transcript has 4 exons. Gene Ontology annotation, biological process: translation. The record is from RefSeq and is a predicted model, not a curated record.
AUGACCCACGAGUCUGUUUACUACAGUCGUCCCAGGACCUACGGCAAGGGAAGCCGCCAGUGCCGCGUCUGCGCACACAAGGCCGGUCUCAUCCGCAAGUAUGGCCUGCUUGUCUGCCGUCAGUGCUUCCGUGAGAAGGCCUCUGAUAUUGGCUUCAUCAAGUACCGGUGA